Molecule: messenger RNA, 2375 nt
Organism: Acomys russatus (golden spiny mouse)
Lineage: Eukaryota; Metazoa; Chordata; Mammalia; Rodentia; Muridae
Gene: Chrm1
Product: cholinergic receptor muscarinic 1
Exons: 4
Coding region: 296-1678 (460 amino acids)
Biological process (GO): cognition; regulation of locomotion; chemical synaptic transmission
Cellular component (GO): dendrite; plasma membrane; synapse
Molecular function (GO): G protein-coupled acetylcholine receptor activity; G protein-coupled serotonin receptor activity
Source: RefSeq, a predicted model, not a curated record
GCAGGGAGGAAGAGCAGGCACAGGGCGCAGCUCCCCCCAGGAGCCAGGUGUUUGGGUCCCAGGAGACGCUGCAGGCCCCCCGGAGAAGCAGUGAAGCUGCAGACCCUACAGACCCGUCUCCGGUCCCUCGGAAACCCUGAAUCCUACCUCCCCCAUCCACCUUCAGCCCCCCCCCAAGAUGGAUUGAAUGAGGCUGCUGGCCAGAUGGACAAGCUGGAUGCUAAGGUGAUGCCCUUUCUCUGAGGAAAACCUGUGACUUCAAAAAGGGGCUGCCCCUUCAUCUCGCCAGGCAGCAAUGAACACCUCAGCGCCCCCUGCUGUCAGCCCCAACAUCACCGUCUUAGCACCAGGAAAGGGCCCCUGGCAAGUGGCCUUCAUUGGGAUCACCACAGGCCUCCUGUCUCUGGCUACAGUGACAGGCAACCUGCUGGUACUCAUCUCCUUCAAGGUCAACACAGAGCUCAAGACAGUCAACAACUACUUCCUGCUGAGCCUCGCCUGUGCUGACCUCAUCAUUGGCACCUUCUCCAUGAACCUCUAUACCACAUACCUGCUCAUGGGUCACUGGGCUCUGGGCACUCUGGCCUGUGACCUCUGGCUGGCCCUGGACUAUGUGGCCAGCAAUGCCUCCGUCAUGAAUCUUCUGCUCAUCAGCUUUGACCGUUACUUCUCAGUGACCCGACCCCUGAGCUACCGAGCCAAGCGCACUCCCCGCAGGGCAGCGCUAAUGAUUGGCCUGGCGUGGUUGGUUUCCUUCGUCCUCUGGGCCCCAGCCAUCCUCUUCUGGCAAUACCUAGUUGGAGAACGGACAGUCAUGGCUGGGCAGUGCUACAUCCAGUUCCUCUCCCAACCCAUAAUCACUUUUGGCACAGCCAUGGCUGCCUUCUACCUCCCUGUCACAGUCAUGUGUACGCUGUACUGGCGCAUCUACCGGGAGACGGAAAACCGAGCCCGGGAGCUGGCAGCUCUACAGGGCUCUGAGACACCAGGCAAAGGCGGUGGCAGCAGCAGCAGCUCAGAGAGGUCCCAGCCGGGGGCUGAGGGCUCACCGGAGUCACCUCCAGGCCGCUGCUGUCGCUGUUGUCGGACACCCAGGCUUCUGCAGGCCUACAGCUGGAAGGAAGAAGAGGAGGACGACGAAGGCUCCAUGGAAUCCCUCACAUCCUCUGAGGGCGAGGAGCCCGGCUCAGAAGUGGUGAUCAAGAUGCCCAUGGUGGAUCCUGAGGCACAGGCGCCCACCAAGCAGCCCCCCAAAAGCUCCCCAAAUACAGUCAAGAGGCCCACCAAGAAAGGCCGAGACCGAGGCGGCAAGGGCCAAAAACCCCGAGGGAAGGAACAACUGGCCAAGCGAAAGACCUUCUCACUGGUCAAGGAGAAGAAGGCAGCUCGGACCCUGAGUGCCAUCCUGCUGGCCUUCAUCCUCACCUGGACACCAUAUAACAUCAUGGUGCUGGUGUCUACCUUCUGCAAGGACUGUGUUCCCGAGACCCUAUGGGAGCUGGGCUAUUGGCUGUGCUAUGUCAACAGCACUGUCAACCCCAUGUGCUACGCACUCUGCAACAAAGCCUUCCGGGACACUUUCCGCCUGCUGUUGCUCUGCCGCUGGGACAAGCGGCGCUGGCGCAAGAUCCCCAAGCGCCCUGGCUCUGUGCACCGCACCCCCUCCCGCCAAUGCUAAUGGUCCCCCUCUCCUGCAUCCUUCGACCCCAGCUCCAGGGAGAGGCUGGUGGAAAGUGUCCGUGGGCUGCAUCUUCAGCCCCAGGGCCCUGCUCAGACCUCCCCUGGCUUCCCAGACCCCUGGGGUCACCUUCCUGGACAGCCCAGAGAGACUCUGCCAGCUUUCCAAACUUUGCUAUUCCCAGACAGGGAGUGAAACCCGGGGAACUGGUUUUUUCUAAUCCCUGCUGUGUGGGAAUGGGCUAUUCACCAGGAAGAAGGCCCAGGAGGAGGAUCCGGGUUUUGGACUUGUGUUUGCAUUUAGGCAGGAAGUCAGGAGCCAGCUGGGCGGGCCAGUAGUUUAAGGGCGCAGUCUCCCUUGCCCAGCAGGGGGCCUGGAGUGCGGUGGGCGAUAGCGCCCCCUGGCUCUACAUGCGGGAGCUGACACCAAGCACAGAGAGAGAAGUUUGGGAGUUGGUAACCCCUGGCUGGAAAUCCCCUCCUUGGACAGGCAAAGCCCACCCGGGUAGACCCUAGGCACACCCUCCUGGAUUGUCCAGCCUCCCUGCAGAUGUCCCCAGGUCAUCCCUACGUGGGUCACCUCCGAGGCAAAUGUGAGCGGGGCAAUAAUACCAGGGGAAAUCAGCCUGGCGAGACACACCAAGUCCCAAAGCAGCAGCAGGUCCAGAUGUCGGGUGUCCUAACCUCUAUGCCAUCUU